Linum tenue is the source of this 1459-nucleotide messenger RNA. NCBI's taxonomy places the organism in Eukaryota, Viridiplantae, Streptophyta, Magnoliopsida, Malpighiales, Linaceae. The record is from the annotation of a GenBank genome assembly.
AAUUAUCAUAGAACCGAAGAGGCAGAGGAGCUCUCCCCUGAAGUCGAGAGAAAAAAAAAGAAAGAAAGAUUGAAGCUUUGAUUACUACUACCAUGACUUCUUCUGGCCAUUACAGGCGGAGAGUAGGAGAUAAUGAUGACGAGCAAACCGGCGCCCGUUUCUUCAAGAUCAUCCUUCAAUCCACCAUUCGUGACAAGAAGCUGCUUGUUCCGAGAAAGUUCAUCAGGGAUUCGGCCGACUGCCUGCUGUACUCAAAGUCUGCAACUUUGAAGGUACCCAGUGGAGACGAGUGGGAAGUGGAGCUGGGAAGGGAAGGGGAAGAAGAUGUUUGGUUCGGCAACAACGGGUGGCAGAGAUUUGCAGAAUUCUACUCGUUGCAGUACGGCCACUUGCUGGUUUUCGAGUACUCGGGUCGCUCCGAGUUCUCUGUGGUCAUAUUCGGUAGAUCCGCUACCGAGAUUGAUUACCCAGUUAGGGAAGUCAUCGGGAUCGAGGAUUCGGCUCCGGUACUGGAGGUUUUGGUUAGUGAUGACGAGGAUGAUGCUGGGGCAACAAACCAGUGGAAGGAGAACGAGAAAGGCAAGUCUCCAAUGGUGCCGAAUGGUGCUGGGCAAGGUGAUGACAACCGCCUGGUGAAGCGGCAGAAGAGCUACUGGAAAUCCAGUGGAGAGGUUGAGGCUAACGGAGGUGGUUUGAACAAGACAGUGAUGCCACAGGAAGAGAAACAAGGCUCUUCUGACAAGCCUUCUUCUUCAAGGAAACGCAGAGCUCUGCCGGUGGAUGGGUUCACAACGAAACAACCCUCCUACCAGACCACAAUGCAUCCGAGUUACAUCGCCACAGGGCCGGUACAGAUAUCUCUUCUGGAGUUUUUGUUCAUAGUUCUUCAACGGGGUCUGUUGGCUCUGCUUGAACUUACACCUCGAUACCCCGUUUUUUCGCAGUACAUUCCUGCAGAGUUUGCAGACGAGCACAUUAAGAAAACUGAGCAGCAAGUGAAACUUGUGGUGGGAGGCAAUGAAUGGACGGUAAGGCUGAACAAGCUACAGAACAAGUACAUGAAGCUUGGCAUUGGGUGGAAGGAUUUCGCAGUAUGUAACUCGCUGAAGCGAGGGGAUGUCUGCACCUUCGAGCUGGUUCAUGGUUGGACUGAUGUUGAGUUGAAGGUCACUAUCGCUAGAGAUCCAAUUUGAUUCGUGAAAUUCUACUCAGCUUUUGGGGGUAGUUUCUCUGUAUAUCGGAUCGUUCCAUUUCAAUGUUGCUAGGCCACUAGCAUUGUAGUUUCUUCUUCUGUAGCUGUUGAAUCUAGUGUUUCUUAAACUAGGUAGCUGAGCAAUGUAAUGUUUUCCACCCUGUUUAAACCUGGUAUUCGGAGAUUUGGGAUUGUUGGCUUCUUUCUUCCCCGCUUAUGACACUCAGCAGCAUCUUAUGAGCAUUAGGAUAAUGUAAUGGAUUUUGA